This is a messenger RNA of Penicillium coprophilum, 924 nucleotides long. Its product is annotated as High mobility group superfamily. NCBI's taxonomy places the organism in Eukaryota, Fungi, Ascomycota, Eurotiomycetes, Eurotiales, Aspergillaceae. Bases 1 to 924 code for a protein of 307 amino acids. The record is from RefSeq and is a predicted model, not a curated record. The transcript is spliced from 3 exons.
AUGUCUUGGCAGUCGGCAGCUCGGGGGGGCUUCCUCCGCACCCUGCACCGCGGUGCUGUUCCUGGCCGUACUGGCGUGAUCGACUUGCAGAACCAGCUUGGUCGCGUUUGUCUGGCAGCCAACUCUGGUCUGACGCGACCACAAGUCCAAUCCCCUUUCUCCAUUCAGUCGCUGUUCCAAUCGAAUUCGUUCGCGACUGCUUCUACCCCUCCAAAGACGACCAAGGCGCCCAAGGCGAAGAGUGCCAAAAAAACCGAUGGCGAAUCCAAAAAGAAACGAGUGCUCAGCGAGAAACAACAGGAAGUCCAGAAUCGCAAGAAACACAACGCUCAUAUCAAAGAGCUUAAGGCGAUUGGUCUGGUCCCGCAGCCCAAGAGACUGCCCACCUCUGCGUACACGCUUGCUGUCUGUGAGAAGCUGAACGAGAUUAAAGGCGAAUACAAGCAACCGGAAGCAUUCCUGGUUGCCAUUGAGCAUGGAAAAUCCAUCAGCGGUCCUGAGCUGGAGAGACUCCAAGCCCAGGCCAAGGCGAAUAUAGUCGCUAACGCCGCUGCCUAUGACGCGUGGGUCAAGACGCACACGCCGCUCCAAAUCAAGGAGGCCAACACUGCCCGCUUAACUCUUUCGCGUCUUAGCAAGAAGAACUACACUCCCAUCAAAGAUGACCGCCAGCCCAAGAAACCUAAGUCCGCCUAUAUUUUGUACCUGGCGGACCGUAUCGAUACCGCUAGCUACCAGGGAAAGCCCGGCACAGAGACCUUCACGGCCAUUGCCGAGGAAUGGAGUAGACAACCCCAAUCGGAGAAAGAUCGCUACCACCAAUUGCAAAUCGAAGAUCGCGAACGGUAUGAGCGAGAGCACCAGCAGGUGUACGGUCAACCGGCGCCCAAGAGCUCUCUGUAUGACUCAGAAGACUCCACUUGA